AUGAAGUUUGCUUCCAGCGCACUACUAUUGGUCGCAUGUUCGUCAUUUUCCAACGCUUUUGCUCCAGUCAAGAGCGGCUUUGGUGUUUCGAACAAGAUCUCUGCUUCUAAGCCAGUGAACACUCUCUUCUCCACUGCCGAAAAAGAGGCUGAAACCUACGAGUUCACAAGUGAUGUCGGACGUGUCAUGGACUUGAUUAUCAAUUCUUUGUAUUCCGACAAAGAUAUUUUCCUUCGUGAGUUGGUUUCCAACGCUGCAGAUGCGUGUGACAAGAAGCGAUUCCUUUCGAUCACAGAUGAAGCCGAUGUGGAAACGCCUGAAAUCAAAAUCAGAGCCAACAUGGAAGACAACACUCUUACGAUUGAAGAUUCUGGAGUCGGUAUGACAAAGGAUGAGCUCAAGAAUAACUUGGGAAAGAUUGCUCAAUCUGGAACACGAGCUUUCGUUGAUGCUCUUGGAGAUGGAAAUGCAGACGUCAAUUUGAUUGGUCAAUUCGGUGUUGGAUUUUACUCCGCAUACCUUGUCGCUGACAAGGUUACUGUUAUCACCAAGUCAAUGCAAGAUGCAUCCAAGGCAUACAGAUGGGAGUCGGAGGCUGAUUCGUCUUACACAAUCUCAGAAGCCAGUGCUGAUGAUAUCGAAGGUACUUCCGGAACAAAGCUUAUUUUGCACUUGAAGGAUGACGCCCCGGCAUACUUGGAGGCCACAAAGAUCGAAGAGCUCCUCCAACGAUACUCCGAAUUCAUUGAGUUCCCAAUCUCUGUCUGGAAGGAGAACACAGAAUACAAGCAAGUCCCUGAUGAAGAAGCCAACAAAGACUUGGAAGAAGGAGAAGAGCCAAAAAUGAAAACUGUGCCAGAAACUACUGAGGGAUACGAAGCUGUUAACAAUCAGAAGCCCAUUUGGUUGCGUUCUCCCAAAGAGGUCACUGAAGAGGAAUACCAAGACUUUUACAAGUCGGCCUUCCGCAACACCUAUGACAUUCCCAUGAAACACACCCACUUCGUCUUGGAGGGACAAGUCAUGUGCAAGUCUAUAUUGUACAUCCCUGGAACACUUCCAUUUGACUUGAGCCGCGAUAUGUUCGACGAGAAUGCACGCAAUAUUCGACUUUACGUGAAGCGCGUCUUUAUCAAUGAUAAGUUUGAAGAUCUUCUUCCACGUUGGCUCAAGUUCGUCAAGGGAGUAGUCGAUAGUGAUGAUCUUCCAUUGAACGUGAGUCGUGAAAUUCUACAAAAGUCGAAGGUUCUCAGCAUCAUCAACAAGCGAUUGGUACGAAAGUCUUUGGACAUGAUCCGCGACAUCGCCGAGUCGGAGGAUGGAAGCUACGCUUCUUUCUGGAACAACUUCGGAAAGUACCUCAAGGUUGGUAUCAUUGAGGACGACCGAAAUCGCGAUGAAAUUGCCUCCUAUCUCCGAUUCUUUAGCAACAAUUCAGAUGAAGAAUACACUAGUUUUGACGAGUACAUUGAGAAGAUGCCUGAGGGUCAAAAGGCAGUGUACUACGUCACUGGAGAGGGCAAGGAAAAGGCCAAAAUGUCUCCUGUCAUCGAGAAGCUAAAGUCUCGAGGCUACGAUGUCCUGUUCGCUACAGAGCCACUUGAUGAAAUCAUGUUCGAGUCUUUGAGAAGCUACAAGGAUGUUGAUAUCAAGGACGCCGGAAAGGACACUUCUUUUGACGACGAUGAAGACUCCAAGAAGAAGAAGGAGGAAUUGAACCGUGAAUUCGUUGACGUCAUCAACUACCUUGAGACUACUCUUACUGGAGUCGAGAAGGUUUCUGUCUCCGAUUUGCUAACUGAUUCCCCAGCCGCUCUUGUCCAAGGAGCUUACGGUAUGAGCCCAAGUAUGCAGCGAUACAUGAAGGCUCAAGCAGUUGCUGCCGGAAGUGAGGUCGGAGACCUGGAUAACAUGAACAAGGUCUGCAUGGAGAUCAACCCCAAGCACCCUAUCAUCAAAGAUUUGGCGAAGAUGGUGAAGGGCGACAAGGAAAGCGAAGCCACCAAGGAUUUUGCCACGCUUCUCUUCGAUGUUGCUGGACUAACUUCUGGGUACGAGGUCACCGACAUGUCCAGCUUUGCCAAGAGAGUUAUGGGAAUGAUGUCCUCGAAUAGUGAUGGAUCAGUUUCAGAAGCUGAAGUAGUUUCAGAAGCGGCUGAAGAAGUUUCAGAAGCGGCUGAAGAAGUCAGCGAAGACAAGCCCGACGAGGAUGAGGAACGAGCGGUUGAGGCUGAGCUUGUGGAUUGA
Cylindrotheca closterium is the source of this 2247-nucleotide messenger RNA. The record is from the annotation of a GenBank genome assembly. Lineage: Eukaryota; Bacillariophyta; Bacillariophyceae; Bacillariales; Bacillariaceae.